AUGGACAUUACUGAAUUUAUAAAUAGCAAUGAGGCAAAUUCAAAACCUUUAAAUAAAAAUGAAAAGUUAUUAAAAUCAAUAUCUGAAUCUAUUGAACUAGUUAUUUGGAAUGAAUUGGAAAAUUGUAAAGCAUUUGGAGUUAUGGUUGAUGAAAGUACUGAUAUUUCCACAAAUUUACAUUUUAUUAUAUAUGUUAAGUAUUGCUAUGAGGGAAUUAUUAAAGUAUGCUAUCUUAAGCUUUUGGAAGUGGAAGAAUCAAAUGCUAUAACAUUCUAUAAUGCUAUAAUCAAUCUUUUUGAUAAAAAUGCAAGUGUAAUGAUGGGAAAAAAUACAGGUGUAGCUAUGAGAAUUGCACAAAUCAAUACUUUUCUUUAUAUUAUGCAUUGCAUUGCUCAUAGAUUAUCAUUGGCAUGUGGGAUGCUCAAAGACAAGUUGAAUCCUGUAAAAGCGUAG
Molecule: messenger RNA, 453 nt
Organism: Entrophospora candida
Lineage: Eukaryota; Fungi; Glomeromycota; Glomeromycetes; Entrophosporales; Entrophosporaceae
Source: the annotation of a GenBank genome assembly